AUGGCCGCGCCCUUCUUGAGAGAGGUGCCCAUAGAUCCAGGAGCAGCUAUCGUCAAGAAAGCCUUCCGGAGGGAACGCGUCCUGAGGGAUCGCCACGAUCCUUUGGCGCAUCCGGACCACUUUUUAAUAGGCAGAUACGGAUUCAGCCGCCAAGGCAUUAUCUAUCUCAGAAGUUUACUGGAGCCGCACGUCGCCAAUGGCACCCGGCGCAGCAAAGCGUUGACGGUGACGCAGACGCUCUGCAUCGCGCUGCGCUUUUUCCGCAGGGGAACGUUUCUGUACGCGGUGGGCGACGCCGAGCACAUCGCCAACGCCACCGUGUCCCGGACCAUCAGGAAGGUCUACCUGGGACUGAAAAGAUUUCUAAACGUGUUUGUCAGAUUCCCCGGUCACGCCGAGGGACAGCCUAUCAAAAACGGGUUUUACGCCAUCGCUGGAUUUCCAAAUGUAAUCGGGGUAGUCGACUGCAUUCAAAUACCCAUCAAGGCGCCGUCCAGACCAGGAGAUUUUGUGAACGGAAAAGGCUUCGCCAGCAUUAAUGUGCAGAUAAUCAGUGACUCCGCUUGUCUCAUCAGUAAUGUUGAAGCAAAGUGGCCAGGCUCUGUCCAUAAUUCAAGAAUAUUCAGAGAAUCGGAUUUGUGUAAAGCAUUUGAACGUGGUGCUUACGAUGGGGUCCUGAUUGGGGACGGGAGCUAUGCCUGUCUGCCCUUUCUCAUGACUCCAUAUGCUGACCCGACGCCAGGACCUCAGUCCGCCUACAACGCAGCUCUGGUCCGGACAAGGGCUCAAAUGGAAAUGACUUUGGAGAAGCUGAAGGGGAGAUUUCAGUGUCUUGGUGGUCUGAGAGUUGCACCCAGCAGGGCAUGUGAUAUUGUUGUGGCAUGCGUGGUAUUGCACAACAUUGCCACCAUAAGGAAAGAGAGGGUCCCUGCAGUCCCCCUGCAACCUAAUAAUAACGACCCCGGGGAGCCAAUGCAUGCUGACCAGGCACGUGGCAGGGCGACGAGGGACGGAAUCACCGCCCAACAUUUUGGAUGACAUACAAGAUAUUAAUGCGUUUUCUUUUUCAUAACCAUUUUGUGAGGAACAACAACAACAAAAAA
Messenger RNA from Lampris incognitus (smalleye Pacific opah), 1103 nucleotides. RefSeq names its product putative nuclease HARBI1. NCBI's taxonomy places the organism in Eukaryota, Metazoa, Chordata, Actinopteri, Lampriformes, Lampridae. Bases 1 to 1038 code for a protein of 345 amino acids. The record is from RefSeq and is a predicted model, not a curated record. The transcript is spliced from 4 exons.